GUUGAUGAAGGCAGUGCACAUGCAAAGCUCCCCGGACAUUAUCACAAGCUCAUGCGCCCUUCCAAUUACCAAUACCUACCUGACUUAGUAUCGUGUCCUCCCGCCCAGACUCCACCAAGAUAAUAAUAGUACUACUCUACUUGCCCUGUCUCGUCUUAUCAUUAACACCAUUAUCGCAAUGACCAAAGUGACGCUGCAAGACCCGACUCCUCACUCAACACCAGACGGGACUGACCUCACCCACCUGGACCCAAUCCCGUCCUACGAAGGAUCCGUCUCGGCCCCCCGGCCCAACGCCCUGCAGAUCCUGGGCGCGACCUGGGGCGGCGUAACAGUGACGCCGGACAUCCAGAAGCUCGUCGGCACCAGCGACAAGCUCACGCUGGACAUGCGCACCCUGCACCGCCACCUGCACCCCGACCCAGCGCCAGGCAAGACCAAAGUCCUGACCAUCCUCUACCGCUUCCAAGACGACGACUCAGACUCGGACUUGGACAAUCAAUUCCGCCUCUUCUCAGCCGCCGAAACCGCCCAGCCGCCCAAGCUAACUAUCGCCCGGCACGCGCACGCCUCCAUCCAGAACUCCUCCACCCACUCGGGAGGAGAAAAUGGACACGGAGGACGGAACCGCUUCUUCUACCACGAGACGCUGCCACGGCCGUGGCGGGCGGGGCCGCAGGGGCAGGUCGAUAUCCUGGCCGUCAUGUACGGCCCCGCGCGGAUUGAGACGCCCUCGGUGCUGUCGGUGCUGAGCAACUACUUUGAGGGCAGGUGGGGCCAGGUGCGCAUGAACAAUGCUUUUUUCGGAACGGAUCCGUGGCCGUACGAGAGGAAGACGUGGGCCGUGUAUUUUCGGUUCGUGAAUGGGUCCAGGCGGGUGCAGGUGGUGACUGGGUGGGAGGACGGGGCGUUGGAGGUGCCGUGGACGAGGGAUUAGCGUUAAGAGAAUUGAUACCGUAUAGGUGGAGAGUUGCGGUGAGGUUUGCUCCUAUGAUUUGGGGCUCUAUUUUCAUACUUGUACUGCGGUGAGAAGGCAUGGGGGUGUGGGUUCGGUUUUUGGGAGUUGCGAAGGGAGUUGUGGCUUGUGCUUUGCAUGAUCCCUCUGUGGUUCAAGGACGAGGUCAAACUUACACCUGGACAAAACUCGAGAACUGAUAACUGUAGGGUAACCUCGCAGCUACCUUAUCUGAUGAACUAACUUCAUGCUGAACACUGCUCCGCCAUCCAUGCGUACAAGUACUGGGUCAAUGUCUUAACCGUGCCUUCAACACUACACCUCCCGCAGCAGAUACACUCAGCUCGACACCGCAUGCCUCGUCCCAGGCGCAUCCGCCACGACCGAAGCCCCACGUAUUUGGCA
Messenger RNA from Parathielavia appendiculata, 1360 nucleotides. RefSeq lists its product as uncharacterized. The transcript has a single exon. The record is from RefSeq and is a predicted model, not a curated record. NCBI's taxonomy places the organism in Eukaryota, Fungi, Ascomycota, Sordariomycetes, Sordariales, Chaetomiaceae. The coding region runs from base 179 to 937 and encodes 252 amino acids.